UGGAGAGCAGGCUCAGUAGCCAGCCAAGAAAGCCAUAGCCCGGAGCUUCAGAUUAGCCAUGUCCCUCGCGCCUCCUCCGUGCCCGCCUCCUCUGCUCCGCCUCCGCGCGCCCCGCCGCGACGCCGCCCUCUCCGCCGCCGUCCCAUCCCGCUCUCUCUCCGGAUGCCUUGCCAUCGGGCGGGGUCCCGGCUCUGGCCGCGCCUACUGCCUCUUCUCCGGUACCGGCGCCGGCCGCCGGAAGCAGGAUGAAGCUAGGAUAGGGCUGGAGAGUGCAUACGACCAGAAAAAGACGGGGUUCGGGACAUGGGGCGAUACAAGGCGGCAAAGAGACUGGCGUGGUGGUCCUGCUCCUGCUGCCGUUGGCGGUGGUGGUGGCAGGGGAAGGUCUGGAGGAGGAGGAGGAGGUGGUGGUUGGUUCAGGUGGUUUAGCAGCGGAGGCUUCUGGGACGCGGUGAAGCAGACCGUUCUGACGAUCCUCGGCAUUAUCGCGGCGGUCUUCCUCAUCGCGAAUUUCAACGUGCUUCUGGGAGCUGCCGUCUAUCCGUUGCUGGUCGUGCUGCGGCAGAUACGGCGCGCAAUCACCUUUGCGGCUUAUUGUGUUUCUCGGGCCAUGUCGGCGCCCGCUUCCAGGCCGAAACCAACUCCUGUAGACGACGCCGAAGUGGUGGCUGCAGCGCCUGUCAAAGAAAGAGCCAGAAUGUCUGCAGCAGAAAGAGUUGUUGCGAAAUGGCGUUCGGACUGAAUUAGAGGAUAUUUCAAUGCCUUGCGAGUUAUACUGUUUUUCCGCUGGUCAGAUAGUUUUCAUACCAUGACUGUACAAGUUCUAUUUCUUGUUUUCGAGUAAGUGGCAGGAGCGAACUUUAUAUUAGAAGUAGAUGGUGCUACAGUUAUUUACAAGCAGACAUUUGAAUGAGUUAAUUAUAAGCACUAUUUCUGUGCAAGAUACCUCGGAAAGUCCA
Molecule: messenger RNA, 959 nt
Organism: Triticum aestivum (bread wheat)
Lineage: Eukaryota; Viridiplantae; Streptophyta; Magnoliopsida; Poales; Poaceae
Exons: 3
Coding region: 59-742 (227 amino acids)
Source: RefSeq, a predicted model, not a curated record